AUGAGGAGAAAAUCCGACAAGGAUCGCGCUUCCUCCAAAGACCGCUCCCUUUCCAAAGACAAACAUGCCAAGGACCGGCCGCAGACACCGCUGCUGCAGAAGCAGAUCAAGCUGGGCAUGAUCAUGGAAAGCCCUCCCGUCUUGUUCAUCGGAUCGCCAACGCAAUCCACCGGCGCCCUCAUCUCCGGCCGUUUGCAACUCACCCCCCUCGUCUCUGAAUCCAUCAUCGAGACCAUGAUCAUGUCUCUCGAAUGCGUGACCACCACCAAACGCCCCGUACAGGAUCGGUGCCGCGAGUGCUUGACCAACGUCAGCGACUUGUACGAGUGGAAGUUCCUGACCAAACCAAAGGUCCUCAACCAGCUCGACGGCGUCCAGGAAAUGCCCUUCUCCCACAUGAUCCCCGGCCAUCUGCCCGUCACCACUCACGGCCACAUUGGAAGCCUCGACUACUAUCUGCACGUUCGCGCGCGCACCAGCGACGGGCAGGAAGUGGAAUUCCGCCGCGACCUCAUCAUCCAACGCGCCCUCGUCCCCGGCCCGGACAAGCACAGCAUUCGAAUCUUCCCCCCCACCAGCCUGCAAUUGCAAGUCACCCUCCCCAGCAUCGUCCAUCCCCUCGGAGAGUUCCCCGUCGAAUGCAAGAUGACGGGGAUUGUGAGCAAGAAAGACGACACCCAGAUCCGAUGGCGCCUGCGCAAACUCACCUGGCGCAUCGAGGAAGUCGAGUCCAUGAUCUCGCCCGCCUGCCCGAAACACGCGGGCAAGGUCGGCGGGCAGGGCAAGGGGGUGCAGCACGAGCAAACGCGCGAGGUGGGGUGGGAAGAGCUCAAGCAGGGCUGGAAGACGGACUUCACCGAGGGCGCAGUGGAGGGCGAGUUCAAGGCGUUUGUCGACGCCGCCAUGAAGCCCAACUGCGGCAUGGACUCGCCCAACGGCCUGAAAGUCUCCCACAACCUCAUCAUCGAGCUCGUCAUUGCCGAGGAGUGGUCGUCGCUGCGCAAGCCCGGCAACCCCACCCCCACUGGCGCCGCGAGGGUGCUGCGCACGCAGUUCGCGCUGAACGUGACUGCGCGCGCCGGCAUGGGCCUCGCGUGGGACGAUGAGAUGCCGCCGAGCUACGAAGACGUCCCCGACUCGCCGCCGCAUUACAAGAACGAGCACACCACGAUCCAGACCUACGAAGGCGACGAUCUGCACUUGGACGUGGAUCAUUUGACGUUGGGUUCAUAA
This is a messenger RNA of Neohortaea acidophila, 1233 nucleotides long. RefSeq lists its product as uncharacterized. Bases 1 to 1233 code for a protein of 410 amino acids. NCBI's taxonomy places the organism in Eukaryota, Fungi, Ascomycota, Dothideomycetes, Mycosphaerellales, Teratosphaeriaceae. The transcript has a single exon. The record is from RefSeq and is a predicted model, not a curated record.